Molecule: messenger RNA, 3019 nt
Organism: Myxocyprinus asiaticus (Chinese sucker)
Lineage: Eukaryota; Metazoa; Chordata; Actinopteri; Cypriniformes; Catostomidae
Gene: dusp6
Product: dual specificity phosphatase 6
Exons: 3
Coding region: 514-1662 (382 amino acids)
Biological process (GO): regulation of heart growth; protein dephosphorylation; positive regulation of apoptotic process
Cellular component (GO): cytosol; cytoplasm
Molecular function (GO): protein tyrosine/threonine phosphatase activity; MAP kinase tyrosine/serine/threonine phosphatase activity
Source: RefSeq, a predicted model, not a curated record
UAUUCAUUCACUUGCUGGUUGAGACAGAGAGCGUAUCAAGGACUAGAGCAGAGGACGCAGCGAGCAAGGAAUAAAUAUCGAAAGGAAAUAAAUCUACAAGGCGAUCUGCGAUCGAUAUUCGCGUGGAUAUCGCGAUCGAUUUGCGCGCGAGAGAAAAAAAUAUCGAAGGCGAGAGAAGAGAGGUUAUAUAACAGGAAGACAACGUCAGUGGCUGCAGCUCACUCACUGGCUACUAGUGUGAGUCAUUGAUAAAUGCACAGACAUCCUAAGCACAGUUGCAUGAAUGGAGUGGAAGUAGAGCGAGUCUGAGCUUGACGUUCGAACCGAAACCUGAACUUUUAAACCAAUAGCGUUAUAUGAACAAUUCCUGACUUUUCACUAUAUAAGAAGAGACUUUCAUAACGUUUCUCACGAGAGAAUCUCAAUGCUUCAAACCUGAGACAUCUACGGCCUCUUGCAGUGCGUCUUCUCCGCAGUUUUAGCUCGUACGGUACGGUAACCGCUAUUUUACUAAUGCUCGAUAAGUUCAAACCCGUGCAGUUCGAUUCGGUCAUGGCUAUAAGCAAGACGGUAGAGUGGCUUAAGGAGCAACUAGAGACGCGCAAGGACUGUUUGCUGGUUAUGGACUGCCGAACGCAAGAGCUGUAUGAGUCGUCGCACGUCGAAAUGGCCAUUAACGUGGCUAUCCCGAGCCUCAUGCUCCGGCGAUUGAAGAAGGGCAAUCUGCCCAUAAAGUCUCUGCUUUCUAACGGGGAAGACCGCGAGAGAUUCGCGCGGAGGUGCAAGACGGAUACGAUCGUGUUGUACGACGAGUACAGCCGAGAGUGGAAUGAAAAUAUAGACGGCGGCUCUGUGUUGGGUUUGCUGCUGAGGAGAAUGAAGGACGAGGGCUACAAGGCGUUCUAUCUUGAGGGUGGUUUCAGCAAAUUUCAAGCUGAAUAUCCAAUGCUGUGCGAGACGAACCUCGACGGUUCUUCCAGCAGCAGUUCACCGACCUCCCAGGUCCUCGGACUCGGAGGUCUCCGGAUCAGCUCCGACUCCUCGGACAUCGAGUCGGAUAUCGAUCGAGACCCGAGCAGCGCCACCGACUCGGACGGCAGCCCCCUGUCCAAUCCCCAGCCCUGCUUCCCCGUGGAAAUCCUGCCGCAUCUGUAUCUGGGCUGCGCGAAGGACUCCACGAACCUGGAUAUUCUGGAAGAGUUUGGCAUCAAGUACAUCUUGAACGUGACUCCUAAUCUGCCCAACAUGUUCGAGAACGCUGGAGAGUUUAAGUACAAGCAGAUUCCCAUCUCGGAUCACUGGAGCCAGAAUCUUUCCCAGUUUUUUCCAGAAGCCAUCAGCUUCAUUGAUGAAGCCCGUGGACAAAAAUGUGGCGUGCUUGUUCACUGCCUGGCAGGUAUCAGCCGCUCCGUCACAGUGACGGUGGCCUACCUCAUGCAGAAGCUCAACUUGUCCAUGAACGAUGCUUACGACAUUGUUAAGAUGAAGAAAUCCAACAUCUCCCCUAACUUUAACUUCAUGGGCCAGCUAUUGGACUUUGAGCGUACUUUGGGCCUCAAGAGUCCUUGUGACAACCGCAUGGCAGCUCCAUCCCAGCCAUUGUACUUCACCACACCGACCAACCACAAUGUCUUUCAGCUGGACCCACUUGAGUCCACGUGAGGUCUUGCCACGGUGACCCCCUUUUGGCUCUAAAAGUGUUUGAAUCUAGAAACAUGGUUUCUCUUUUUUGACACCUGUCAAAGGGUUCCUCAUGUUAUUGAUAGAGUUGGCUUGAGAAGACAGCCGACCAGAGUAGCCACUGAUGGGGCAUGUGGUGUGCCCAGAGCUUAUAAGCUGCUGUUUAAUGGAGAAAGAGAGCAGACAUUAUCUGUGACUCUGUAUCUCCAGGACUCUAUAAAGUAGUUCUUGUUUUAUAUAUAUAUUUAAAUAUAUAUACAUACUGAAGCAUGGAAAGACUGUCAGCUAUGAAAAGAACUUGUGUGGAAUGUCCGAUAUACUAUGACUGGGGCUGGUGUGCCAAAGAGACUUUACUGGAACUGAACAAUUACAAAUACUCUUAUUUGAUUUGUUUAGCACUUGCACCUUCAAAAAUUUUUAGGUGUGCUCUAACUUGUCUUCAAUGAAGACUUGCCUGUUUUGGGACAAUAUUCCCUCGGUAAUGAUGGCAGAGUGUACUGUACUCCAACUUAUUUGCGUGGAGAAAUUUUUGAAACAUUUAUACAUGUGUAUAUUAAAGAUGUUGGUAAGCCUUGCCGUAGUUAUAAAUAUAUAUAUAUCUGUUUCAAAGGAACAGCUGUAGAUUUUCUUCUUCUUUUUGUCCUCCUUAUGUAAGCGAACUGAAUAUUGGUCCAUAUUAUCUUUAUCAAUGAGUUAAAUGCCAAAAACGUUAACAGGUUUUGCGAGAUUAUUAAUGUAUAUAUGUAUAAUAUAUUUCCUUUUUUGCUUUUAUGGAUAAAUUCAGCCUUGUAAUCACCAACACAAAUCAAAGUCAUUGUUAUCUCUUGCCUUAGUUCUGUACAUUAAGUGUUAUUGUGCAUUCACCUUCAAGAGCAGUUCCCCAUAAGCUUCUCAACAGCUCUCAAUACUCUUGCAGACUGGACUAUACGAACUUGCACGGUUAAGAGGGGUUGUCCAAACUUGUGUGUGUAUAUAUACAAGGCAUUCCUCGAAUGCUACUUGGCGGGGUUUCAAGAUGCAUGCUCAUGUAGGAACCAUAUGCCUUUAUCCUUUUUUUUCUGGGGACAUUGAAAGGUGAAAGCAAGUAAUGCUGAUUUUAUUUUAUUUUUUUUUUUUUUUGUGCAAGGAUUUGAGGCCUGGGAGAAAUUUUUCAUCUCUCCUCUUCAGGGAAGUUCUGUGAAAUGCAAUUUUUUGUGAGAGAAGUGACUGAAAUGGUUUUCAGGGGGUUUUGUUGUCCCUGUUUGGGGGGAGGGGCUAUUUUACAGAACCACUCCGUCCAAUAUUACGAAUGUAAAGAAAUAAGUUAUUAAUAAAUUGCUACUUUGUCUAUUCAAAUCUA